AUCCAAUGGGGAUGUCGUUCGGUCCCGAGUCGUUUGCCGACCUCGGGAUGUACGGCUCGCGGACGGAGGAGACCAGCGAGGUGAGGUCAGAGGUCGGAGAAACACGAGAAGCAAGGUCAGAGGUCAGGUCAGAAGUAGGAGAAACACGAGAAGCAAGGUCAGAGGUCAGGUCAGAGGUCGCUGAGAUGCGACACGAGGAAGUUUCCAUGUACUACAGCUGCACAGACCAGGGGGCGCCACGCGGCAUCGAUCCUCACCAGGGGGCGCCAGUCGACAUACCGGACAUCACCGUGACGCAGCACAGACCUGAACCCGGAUUCCGACUCGGAUUCCGGCGACGACCGCCGCGGCUCGGCUGACGGU
This is a messenger RNA of Priapulus caudatus, 363 nucleotides long. RefSeq lists its product as uncharacterized. The coding region runs from base 6 to 359 and encodes 117 amino acids. The record is from RefSeq and is a predicted model, not a curated record. The transcript has 2 exons. Lineage: Eukaryota; Metazoa; Priapulida; Priapulimorpha; Priapulimorphida; Priapulidae.